GACAAGAUGCUUUGCACUCCCAAGUGCUCAAGGUGCAGGAACCAUGGCUUCCUGGUGCCGGUCAAGGGCCAUGCAGGCAAGUGCCGCUGGAAACAGUGCAUCUGCGAUAAGUGCUACCUGAUUUCCCAGCGCCAGAAGAUCAUGGCUGCACAGAAGAUGCUCAAUAAACAAGAUGCUGCCAAGGAGCAGGAGGCGGCCCUGGGCAGGCAGCUGGCUCCUGGGGCUCCAGGCAUGGCUGCCGCCCCCAGCUCAGACCUUUGCCCGCCGCCCCUGGUGGCUUCUGGAGGUGCAGGGUUGGGCCCCGCUGCUGCUAGGAAGCCCGCGCUGGUCUGCAGCCCAGGCCUGAGCGCUCUCCAGCCACGCGCCUGCCCUAGACCCAGUACCUUCCAGCCGGUUCUGAGUGAACGACCCUCGGUGUGGCUGCCGCAGCUCAGCCCGGAGGCCCCGAGGACCGAGCCCCGCUGCCCGGAGCUGCACCUGCCACUGCGGCCAGUGCCCAGACCGCCGUUCUCCGACUUCGGGUAUCCUCUGAGAUUCAACUCUGAUCACAUGAGGGCUAGGUAUCCUGAGAGAGAGCCUGCCAUGCAGUGCCCUACCUGUUGCACUGCGCCCUGCUAUCAGCCGUUCCCACUGGACUACCAGGAUGCAUCCUCAGCCCUGCGGAUGCCCUCACAAAGGGGCUUCCGGCCUGUCUCCUGCAGCCCCUACCAUGGAAGAGACUUGGUGUCAGAAUCAGGCAUAGACUUCCGGCCAAGACAUUACUCACCACCUCCACCUCCACCACCGCCACCACCACUGCUGGCAUCACUGUCGCUGCCCCCGCUGCCACCACCGCUACCACUGCCACCACUGCCACCUCCACCACAGCCACAGCAGCCUCAGAUCCUCCCACCAGGCUACCUCUUUCCGCCGCAUCCCCCGCCACCACCAUCACCACCAGCUUCCUCACUGACCAUCCUGCAUGAAACCGACAAGGAGAAUACUGAUAAUCAGAACACAGAUGCAGAGGUGCCCACUGAGCCCAGCCAGCUCUUUUCUCGGGAGCAGUCCAACUAAGCUGCAGGCCACCUUGUAGGCUGCUGGGGGGAGGGUCUACGACAGUAAUGAUUUUCUCUCCUGUGUUCGUGUUGUAUAGGGAGGAAGGAUAUUCAUAGCUAUAAGAUGGCAGAUAAUUCAACAUUUCAAGAUAGGAGGAGGAAGGUGUUUUCAAGGUUCUCUGGAUCUUGCAUUGGGGUUGAGGUGGGACAUGGAAGAAGAAAGUGCCUGGAAGGGCCAGUGCUUUGAAGAGUGGGAGCUGGUGAAGCACGUGUUUAGAAAUGAAUUUAACCAUCCUGGGUCAUGCCGCUUAUGGGAUUCACCCCUCGAGACGGCCUUUGAUUUCCUCAGGCUCCACUCAAGACAGAAGGCACUAUCCAUUUCAGCCUUCUGUCGCCUUUGCCUGAUUCUUGGGGCUGGGUACCACAAACAUCAAGACUCCCAGCACAUGCAGGUGGCUUGUGCCAGCAGCCAGGACUGGGGUGUUGACAGCAGGUUCUGCAGCACCCCGCCUUUGGCCAGCCACUGCCUCUAACCCUUCUCCAGCUGUUAAACCACUGGACCACAUUGGCUUCUCCAUGUAGCUCAAGCCAUGAUAAGCAUCCUUUCUGGUUUAAAAAAGUCUGUUUGUUUCAUUAUCAGAUGUUUUUAUAGUAGGAAGCUCAUAGGCACUAAAGUAGUUCUCAGAGCAUAGAACAGCACAGUGAAUCACCUGUGGCACUGGCAGAUUCUUCUCUAAGGACAGUUGACUGUUGAAUAAACUAA
Molecule: messenger RNA, 1800 nt
Organism: Nannospalax galili (Upper Galilee mountains blind mole rat)
Lineage: Eukaryota; Metazoa; Chordata; Mammalia; Rodentia; Spalacidae
Gene: Dmrtb1
Product: DMRT like family B with proline rich C-terminal 1
Exons: 4
Coding region: 7-1056 (349 amino acids)
Biological process (GO): germ cell development; regulation of transcription by RNA polymerase II; sex differentiation
Cellular component (GO): nucleus
Molecular function (GO): DNA-binding transcription factor activity, RNA polymerase II-specific; RNA polymerase II cis-regulatory region sequence-specific DNA binding
Source: RefSeq, a predicted model, not a curated record